Molecule: messenger RNA, 1774 nt
Organism: Hemiscyllium ocellatum (epaulette shark)
Lineage: Eukaryota; Metazoa; Chordata; Chondrichthyes; Orectolobiformes; Hemiscylliidae
Gene: rhocb
Product: ras homolog family member Cb
Exons: 5
Coding region: 136-714 (192 amino acids)
Biological process (GO): small GTPase-mediated signal transduction
Molecular function (GO): GTPase activity; GTP binding
Source: RefSeq, a predicted model, not a curated record
GGAGGGGUGUGGGGAAUUGCUCAUUACACCCUCCCCCUCCCGAUCGUGAGUUGAGGCGGCGGCUCCUCCUCAACAACCGGCACCGACUGAGAGACCCGGGGAGCGGCGGAGCGAGUACCACCACCAGCGGGAGAUAUGGCAGCCAUUCGGAAAAAGUUGGUUAUUGUUGGAGAUGGUGCUUGUGGCAAGACAUGUCUUCUAAUUGUGUUCAGUAAGGAUCAGUUCCCUGAAGUUUAUGUACCAACUGUCUUUGAAAACUACAUUGCAGACAUUGAAGUGGAUGGCAAACAGGUUGAACUUGCACUCUGGGAUACAGCUGGACAGGAAGACUAUGAUAGACUCCGACCACUCUCCUAUCCUGACACUGAUGUUAUUCUAAUGUGUUUCUCAAUUGAUAGCCCCGACAGCUUGGAAAAUAUUCCUGAAAAAUGGACACCUGAAGUGAAGCACUUUUGUCCAAGUGUGCCUAUAAUUCUAGUUGGAAACAAGAAGGAUUUGAGAAAUGAUGAGAAUACAAGAAAAGAACUUGCAAAAAUGAAACAGGAACCUGUGAAGCCAGAAGAAGGACGUGACAUGACCAACAAAAUUAGUGCUUUUGGCUACAUGGAGUGCUCUGCCAAAACAAAGGAAGGAGUUCGGGAAGUCUUUGAGAUGGCCACACGUGCUGCAUUACAAGUCAAACACAAGAAAAGACGCAAGUGUGUGCUGUUGUAGGAUCUGAUGCAUACUGUCGCAUGUACUGUAUCAGCUGUAAUAACAUUUAUCAAACUUUUUACACAGUAUAUGGAGACUUUCCUCUUGCUUCCCCCUCGUUUCCAAAUGGCUAUUUUUCAAACACUUCUAGUCUGAGCCUUUUUGACUUGCUGUGUAAUGCUUACUAUCUGAAUAGUGGUGAGAGGAGUCUAGUGUUGACCUGAGACCAUGAACACCAGCACCUCAUGACAGUGGGUUUAAGUACUGUACAUUCAGGGGGUGAGGGGGAAACUUAGUACCAUUUGGGUAUCUACAUUGUUAUAAAACUCAUAAGAUAAUUAGUGUCAAAUGACUUUUCUGCAUAGUUCCAUUUAACUUGAACAUUUGGUACAGAGCAUGAAUUAGUUUGUAUAAUCAUCUUCUGUAACCUGAUCACUUUAUUUGCUGAAUGAAUUAUUUCUCUACAUUCUAAGUCUGUGCUGCUGUUUUUAUUUCCAUUUUUCUAAGCAUUGCAGGCCAAACUGGGAGUAGUGCUAUAGACUCCUGUGAAUGGUAGUGUAACUAGCUUUUGUAUAAUUGCAUUCUGUUAAGCAACUUUCUUUUGUAGAUUUAUUGUAUUGAGAUUCAACUUUGUAUUGAAGCUCUGAUUUGUAUAAAAUGCUAACUGUCAACCUUUUUUAGUGAUUGUAAAACCCCAACCUAGCUAAGGGUUCACAUUAUUGCAACCCUGCCUUCUGAAUUUUGUAAUUGUGCAGAAGUGACUCGAUCAGUUUCUUGCAAUUGCUCAGUGAAGCUCUGCUUCCUGUGAUAACAUGCUUGUAAUUCCUGACUCUAACUUAAGGCUGAAGCAGUUUUCCUGAAGAACAUUCCACAACUGUUCAAGUAAAUUUUAAUGUUGGUUGUCUGUAAGUUGCACAGCUAGUGUGCAUUUCUCUUCCCUGCCCUGUUAAUCACAAUUUUGUAUGCAAUAACCAAUGCUAUGGCUUAAAUGUAAAAUCAUUUUGCUUUCAUCCUGGGUUAUAACAUUUACACAGUUGGCACUUAACAAAUGUUUAAAAUAAAUUUAAUGGAACACUUUAAA